Messenger RNA from Nothobranchius furzeri (turquoise killifish), 4090 nucleotides. RefSeq lists its product as uncharacterized. The record is from RefSeq and is a predicted model, not a curated record. Lineage: Eukaryota; Metazoa; Chordata; Actinopteri; Cyprinodontiformes; Nothobranchiidae.
GCUGUCAGCAAAUGUUCUGUGCAAAUAGUUGGUUGACAAAGUUAAAAUAACGGUGAAUUUUUACUAUAGUUAAAGUGAAAAGCUAAAACUCAUUACCAUAAAUUGUUAUGUAGCCUCCAGAAAUGGUCAGUUUUCCACCUACAGUCUGACCUCUUCAGUAUCUGGUCAUAUGGAGACAUAAGUCUUAACUGGUGCCUUUAAUCUGCAAGAAAGAUACUGUUGCUUGACCAAGGUCUCUCUCCAGCUUCCUCUUAUCUAAGACUGCUUUACUUCACAGAAUAAGAAGGAUGAACUUUCAUAAUUAGAUCAUGUGAUGAAAUGAACUUUUAUAAGAAUGAAUUAUAAAUAAUGAAGUGUUAAAAUAAUGAUGAAAUGGAAUGAACAAUAUGGUUAAAUGGAAUGUUUUGAUUAAUCUGUGCUCAGAUUAAUAAGGAUGAAAUUAAAUAUAUGACCCAUAUAUUUAAUCAGCAUAUGUGACUGGACAAGACACACUCACCAUGAUCUAUGACGCAAGUUAAAGUUAACAUCACUGCACAUAGAUAUUUUCUUAUCCACAAAAUCAGCAUCGUCGUAUCUGAGGGAGGAGUGUUCUUAGGUUUGUUGGCAAAACCCCCUUUUCAUGGCAAGUUCUGAUUCGUCAGUAAACCAAAAUAUGGCCAUUAUUUAAACAGAAUCACUUCCUGAGUGAUGCAGUUGAGCCUAACUCUGACUGGCCAAUGGAGGAAACCUCUGCUCCCGUCGCUUCUUUUGACAAGCUGUCAAAACCUGUUGCACGCUACAGCUGACCGCAAACGGUUCCUUCAGAACAAAGCUGAACCAGCUCCAACUCCUUAAGAGUCAUCCAUAGACGCAAAUAACUACCUGUCAUGACCUGGAGACAUCUCGAGACCGGUCUAGUGGCACUGUGGUUUCUUCUACGGACUUCGGUACCUUUGGGGUCCACGGACUUCCACACAUUCUGGAUCUACCACGAGGGUCUUCAAGAGGGUACGUAGACUUGACAGAUUGAGUCUGAUGUGGUUUUAUAAACCAUCACUAUAGUUUAUAGCAGACCAAAUUCACUCCCACUCAGAACUCAGUUUCUCCAGAUACGAGGGUUCUGAUAACAUCACAUUCACACAUCAUCACACCUCACCUUCCAUCCACUCAGAUUCAUUCAUCACAUAAAGUGUUUCCUAGUUGUCAUGUUUUAAUUGUUUAGAAGACCAAUCAGACUGGAUUUCCAUAUUUGUAUAGAAAAUCACAUCUUAUUGGCCAAAUGUAGUGUAGUAUAUUUAGAUUAAAAAGCACCCAAAUACAUAGGUAUGCUAACCCUACAGUUAGAAGCUGUAUAAUAAGACUCAAGGUGUUUGUGGUUUCAUUGUUUAUUUAGCUUUAUGGCCAUGGUUGUAAAGGUAAUAUUUGGGUUCACAAAUGUUGUAUUUUUGUGGAUCAGUGUUGAAACGCUCAGGAAGCCCAGCUCUAGGAUAGAUAAGUUCACGGUGGACUCAAGCAGGCCAGCAAAAUCUCACCAGGACGAGAUAUGAGUGACCUUGUUAAGAUGUGACCAGUCAUGAAGGUUUUCCUCUCUGUGGUAGGAUGGACUCCACGUUGUUUGGAAAAGACUUUUGACUCUUCUCAGAUUUUUGUUAACACACACCGGUAUGCUCCGGAGCAAGAAAGUCCUGUUUGUCUAGAGAAGCCCAGACUGAUGAUCAGUUAGAUACUCUGUACAUCUGAUCAGCAGAUCCUUGUUCAACCAGACACUCAGGAACCUGCAGGGUGGACUUAGUUUUUAAUCACACAGCAUUAGCAUUUUUUUUGCCAUGGUACCAUAAUGUCUAGUUUUAACUUGUAACUUUUUGUCUGUGACCAAUCCCAGCCAGAUGAGCUUUUUAAAGUAAUGCUUUCUGUUAAAUCUGUAUAAUCUGUGUGUCAUCUUCAUCACAGGUAACACAAUGCCUUGUAUACAGACAAACAUGGUGGCCAUCGUCCUUCCCAUCCUCUUCUGUUUCUGUGUCUUCCUGUCCAUCUACUGCUUCAACAGGAACAAAGAUAUUUUAUGUCCAAAAAUCCCAAACCACUUUGAAAUCAAGAGCUUGAUCAGAGACAAGAAGCCCCAGACUGGCAUUGUGAUGCCAGAACCCGUGGAGAACACGGAGUCUGUGAUUGCGAUCCCCAACAAAUGUCUUUAUGAAGCCUGAACCAUCAGCAUGGCAACUGGACAAUGUCAGGCUGCAAAGCCUUGAACCUGCUGAACCUGUGUGAGCUACCUGAGCUGGACUGGACUUUCACGACUAAAGGAGGAAGAGUUCUUCUUGCACAGUGGAGUCUAAUAGUCUCGUCACCCCUCUAUUUUAUACUAAGUGCAACGUGCUACUGAAACAUGACAAUAUAAACAGAACUACAUGACAAGGAGGCCAAUGUUUGGUGUGACCACCUUCAUCCAUCUACAUCCAUGAGCCGGAGUUCAUUUCUCCUCGGGGUUAACAGCAUUCCCAGCUCCUCAAAGGACAUUUCAAAGGUCUUCUUUGGAUGUUUCUGUCCACCUUACUAUUUUCCGUCUGAAUGGACCAACACAGCUUCUGCUACAAGGGCUGUCCUGAGUGGUUUUCUGUUCAGGUAUAUUUCUAUGGUGUCUUUGGAAACCUUGAAAAGGGUGGGGUGUUCCGUCCUGGUGUGGAGUGUCUAGGCAUCCUGGUGUCCUAUUCACCAAGGUGAGAGACAGAUGGGUGUGUCAUGGUUAAGCACCUGGAAGUUUUUAUUUUUACAGUAAAUAAUUUGAUAAAGUAUGUUGCAACUUUCCUUCACUGCUCCUGAUUUUCUGCCCAGUCCCUGUAUGACGUGGCACACUUCAUUGUUUUUGGUUUACUUUUCUUAAGAGAGCCAACCUUCUUCUCUAAGAUAAUUUGGACUAAAAACAUGAAAGAUAGAGAAGAACUUCUUGUUCUUUUGAAGACAAAUGAAAGAAAGUAGAGUGGCUCAAGACCUCAUGUCCCAGAGCACAUGUCUGAAGAAGUGCCUCGUGACUGAACGAGGUACGGAAAUGCAGUGAAGUGUCUAAACUAACAGGUGCUUUCCAGACAUGGACUGGAAAUGAGAAUGAGGAGGCACUCAGCUGACAGCCUCCAAUGGAGCACCAAGGAGAAGACGGAAGGAUUGCACAUGUUGUAAAUUUGAUCCACACUCAGAUGCCAGAGUGGCAGCUAGACUAAAGUAGCCAGUGAUCUCCUGAGCAGGGGCGGAGUUAGGCCCAGCUACUUGGGCUCAAGCCCCGAAUGUUUUAUGAAAAGCCCCGGAUCUAAAACGUGGAAGUAACAUGCAGUACCAAAGUCCAACAGAGAGGGAGCAGCUGGCAGUAGUUUGUAUACAGCCUGCCUGAGCCUCCACCACUGAAGAAGAAGCCCUUCAGCAGCCGGCUUCUUCUACACUCUGCCUGAAACGCAUGAGUGAAGAUGGACAUGAGGGCGUUUUUAGAACAGAAGUACCGCGACAGAACCCCAGCUUUGAUGAUACUGGUGUUGACUCAGGUUUGUGAAUCUUAUUUGAAAAUAUUUGUGAUUUGUAAUAUAUAUGAUGUUGACUUGUGCGUGUCAUGUGUGUGUGUGUGUGUGCGCGUGUGUGUGUUAAGCCCCGGAUCUUCUUCAGUCCUAAAUCCGCCCCUGCUCCUGAGUGGUGUGAAAUUAAACGUUGAUCUUGUGACUGUUGUUGUUAUUUGCUGACCUCCGCCCAUGUCUUGGUCUCCACACAUGGAGAGCCUCCUGUGUGUUUGGUCUGGACGUCGGAAAGGAACUGAGAGCAUUAGUGCAUCGAGAAGACUGGCACAGUUUUUCAAGAGCGAAAUAAUGAUUAGAAGGAAAAUCUCACAGACUGGUUUUAUUUCCAGUGUUGACACAAAGCUGAUGCACCUUUGGAUAUCUGCUGACCUACAGGAAUUUUGCAGGUUGGCUCAUGAACAUCUACGGUCUUAAAUGCUUCCUAUGGAAAUAAGGGUUUUAUUACAAAAGAUAUAGCAGUGGUGUUCAGUUUCUGAAUGUUUUGACAGAUAAAUGGGGGCAAGAACUGUGUAAAUAUCAGUAAACUUCCUAUUAAAGACUUUGUGUGUAAGUGA